Astyanax mexicanus (Mexican tetra) is the source of this 1778-nucleotide messenger RNA. Its product is annotated as zinc transporter ZIP11. The coding region runs from base 99 to 1121 and encodes 340 amino acids. Gene Ontology annotation, biological process: zinc ion transmembrane transport. Gene Ontology annotation, molecular function: zinc ion transmembrane transporter activity. The record is from RefSeq and is a predicted model, not a curated record. The transcript is spliced from 10 exons. Gene Ontology annotation, cellular component: membrane. Lineage: Eukaryota; Metazoa; Chordata; Actinopteri; Characiformes; Acestrorhamphidae.
GCGGGACUUGCUGCCGCUCGUAGACACGUGUACAGGGAAGGAGGAAGUAAAUACGGUGGACUUUUCUCAGUUGGUGCCUGUGUUUUCAGCUGGGCACCAUGCUUCCUGACCACAGUCCCGUGGUUCAGGCCCUGCUGGGAACUCUGUUCACCUGGGGACUGACUGCUGCAGGGGCUGCUCUGGUCUUUGUUUUCUCCAGCAGACAGAAGCGCAUCCUGGAUGGAAGUCUGGGCUUUGCAGCAGGGGUGAUGUUGGCAGCCUCGUACUGGUCCCUGUUGGCCCCUGCAAUCGAGAUGGCUGAGGAAUCUGGGAAAUACGGGGCUUUUGCCUUCUUCCCGGUUGCUGUGGGUUUUGCACUGGGAGCAGCGUUUGUUUACUUUGCCGACCUGAUGAUGCCGUACCUGGGUGUUGGUGCAGACCCACAUACGUCGCUUGCCCUCCCCGCCGAUGCCAAACCGCUGAAAGAGAAGAUGGAAGAUCCUGUAGCUCCGCCCACAGAAGCAGAGGAGAUGUCCAUCAGGAUAGGUAGAGCUGGAAUUCACUCAGAUAAAGCAGAGAAUGGAGAAGCGUACCAGAGAAGAAAGGGCGCCCCCUCUGGCCAUUCAGAAGAACAGGAAGUCGGUACCAGACCGCCAGAAGUCAGCGCAGCAUCGGGAAGCAGCUGGAGACGCAUCGUAUUGCUGAUUCUUGCCAUCACCAUCCAUAAUAUCCCCGAGGGUCUGGCAGUGGGGGUGGGAUUCGGAGCUGCAGGGAAGACGUCCUCAGCCACGUUUGAGAGCGCCAGGAAUUUGGCUAUAGGCAUUGGCAUCCAGAACUUCCCAGAAGGCCUUGCGGUGAGUUUGCCGUUGCGAGGCUCUGGAGUGUCCACAUGGCGAUCCUUCUGGUAUGGGCAGCUCAGCGGGAUGGUGGAGCCGCUGGCGGGGUUGCUAGGCGCCGUUGCCGUGGUGCUGGCCGAGCCGUUGCUACCCUAUGCUUUGGCCUUUGCAGCAGGGGCCAUGGUAUAUGUAGUGGUUGACGACAUCAUACCUGAAGCCCAAGUCAGUGGAAACGGGAAGCUGGCAUCCUGGACCUCCAUCAUGGGUUUCAUUGUGAUGAUGUCACUGGACGUUGGCCUGGGGUGAAGCUGUCCGUCCGCUGGAGCUCUGAAUGACCUCUGUGAAUGUCCUGUGCACUGGCAGCUCUGUAAACGGGACCAAAAUAACUGUACUUUCAGAAAUCAGGGUGAUGAAGUGGAGAAGACUGUUUUUUUUACUGAUAUUUUUAUUUAGAAAUUAUUAAUAGUUUUUUUUUUCAAGCAAGAAAAUGAGUGAUUAGUUAUUAAAGAAUGACCAAAUACUUGAAGUUAACACUUUAUAAUGAGGAUAAUCAGUGUGUGAGUGAGUGUGUGUGUGUGUUAUUGACAGUUCAGAGUUUACAUAAUAUCCCUCAGAUUUGUUAUAAAGACAGUAACUCCCAUUCUAUUUGAACUGGAUAAAGUACCAUGUACUUCAAUGCCCCGUCCCACAUUUUUGUGUAUUUUUAAAACCUUUUUUUCCUUCUUAAGGCCCUUUCACACCGAUUAUAUAUUUUUCAUGCGUAAAAAAAAUUGAUAAAAACCUUCUGAUUGAUUGGGACACAUUUUUUUUUUUAAAUGGAGCUAAUAAAGGUCCAUUCUUUCGGUUUCUUUGUUCAUUGGACUUUCUGCUCUCUUUCAUUUCCUCCACUUAACCCUUGUGUGGUGUUCGGGUCUGUGGGACCCGUUUUCAUUUUUCAUCAAAUGAUACAAAAAAAAUAUUUUU